This is a messenger RNA of Gossypium raimondii (Peruvian cotton), 1303 nucleotides long. Its product is annotated as tyrosine-protein phosphatase RLPH2. Lineage: Eukaryota; Viridiplantae; Streptophyta; Magnoliopsida; Malvales; Malvaceae. Bases 185 to 1093 code for a protein of 302 amino acids. Gene Ontology annotation, molecular function: hydrolase activity. The record is from RefSeq and is a predicted model, not a curated record. The transcript is spliced from 4 exons.
UUCUACUUCACCCGACGUAUGGUCUGUAAAAGUUUUAUAUAGAUUGAACCGUGGAACCUCGUACGGAAACUACACAACUGAGAACUUCCCGAGUUUCCGACCAUUACCAAACCCCGAAAACCAAAGGAUCAACGAUUCACUGUUCUUCUUUUUUCUUACUACUUUGGCUUCUAACAAAAAGGGAAUGGCAGAUCCUAGCGACAAACUCAGAACUGUAAUCUGCUUAGGAGACAUCCAUGGUUACCUCACCAAACUCCUCAAUCUUUGGUCCAACCUCCAAUCACAAAUCGACCCUGACUCUUUCAACACCGCCACCAUCAUCUUCCUAGGUGAUUACUGUGACCGUGGACCCGACACACGCAAAGUGAUAGAUUUUUUAAUCUCCUUGCCGAAGCGAUAUCCAAAUCAGAAGCAUGUUUUUUUGUCGGGAAACCAUGAAUUCGCUUUCGCCCGGUUUAUCGGGGUGUUGGAGGGGGAGUUUGAAGCGAAGGAGACGUGGAAGGAGUAUGCUGAUAAUGAGGAAAUAGAAGGGUGGUAUAAGGGUGAAGGGUAUGAAAAGAUGCAUUUGCAAGGCAGGAUAUGGGGUGGUUGGUUUGAUGUUGCCCAAGGGAUUGACUGUAAAGGUUCCAUUUUCGAUGCUGCUCCUACCUUUGGAUCUUAUGGAGUUUCUCAUGGAUCUUCUGAGUUGAUGAAGGUUGUUCCUGAAGACCACAAGAAAUUUCUAGCAGAUGUGGUUUGGGUUCAUGAAGAGGAUGAUGUCUGUAUUGAGACACAGGAAGGAGUUAAACAUUGUAAAUUGAUUGCUGUACAUGCUGGUUUAGAGAAAGGUAAGAAUGUCCGAGAGCAGCUGGAGUUUUUGAAAGCCAAAGACGUCAGUGUGCCCCAGGUAACAGGUCUCAGCGGGAGGAAGAAUGUUUGGGAUAUCCCUGAGGAGCUAACUGAGACAAUUGUGGUGAGUGGUCACCAUGGGAAACUUCACAUAGAAGGUCUGAGAUUGAUCAUUGACGAAGGCGGAGGAUUGGAGGGUAAUCCGUUGGCUGCAAUUGUGCUUCCUUCGAUGAAGAUAGUCCGCGACACUGAUAAUUUAUCUUAGUUUCAUGGUUUUAGAAGACGGUCAUCUAUAUGCUUUGCUUUCUAAAUUUAACAAAACAUGUAAUCCCUUGUGUUAGGGACAUUAAGUUUGUUCAAGUUGAUACGGAUAAAUGUGGAGGCAUAGCUUCUCUUGAAUAUUACAAGUGUACCUCCUAUAAAUAAAAAACAUUUAUCUGAAUUUAUCUAUAAAUUUAUUCACUUAGAAUGUUCA